Messenger RNA from Trichechus manatus latirostris (Florida manatee), 2013 nucleotides. RefSeq names its product metallo-beta-lactamase domain containing 1 (gene MBLAC1). The transcript has a single exon. The coding region runs from base 325 to 1065 and encodes 246 amino acids. The record is from RefSeq and is a predicted model, not a curated record. Lineage: Eukaryota; Metazoa; Chordata; Mammalia; Sirenia; Trichechidae.
CAAACGUAGAGAGAGCGGCUAAGGUUAGAAUGAAGGGGGAAAAUGGGGUAUCUUUUGGAGGGUGAUGGGUGCAGAUCUACCACGCAAGCAUGGAGAGGGAAGCGCCGGCUGAAGACGCUGAGGGAUGGGCCGGGCACGUAGGAGAAAGGGAAGGUUGGGAAAUACCAUUUUCAGAAGGGGAUUGAGGAAGGUACUAUCUGAAGGGCGUGAGACGUGGAAGAUGCCACUUGGGUAGUGGUGGGAGCCGGGUGUGUGGGGAACGCAGUGGAACUGACGUCGCCCACAGCCCCAUUUUCUUGUCUUUAGCCUGAUCCUUCUCCUGCCAUGAGUAGCCUAGUGCGGACUGAACAGCUGCGCGGGGAGUUCCCUCUGCUGGUGUCUGGCGGCCCCUACUCGGUGGUGGUUCUGCUGCAGGGCUACGCGGAGCCCGAGGGGGUCAGUGACGCCGUGCGCGCCGACGGUUCCGUGACCCUUGUCCUGCCCCAGAAUCGGGCCCUGGUCUCUAGCCACCGAGAGUCCCCUUUCGGGGGCGGCGGGGCGAAUACCGCCCUGGAGGAGGCGGCCCGUGGCCCUAUGGUCGUGGACACUGGGGGCCCCUGGGCUCGGGAGGCACUGUUGGGGGCCCUAGCUGGGCAAGGCGUGGCCCCGGGAGAUGUGACUCUGGUGGUGGGGACCCACGGGCACUCUGAUCACAUCGGGAAUCUGGGGCUGUUCCCGGGGGCGGCUCUUCUGGUCUCGCAUGACUUCUGCCUCCCGGGGGGCCGCUACCUCCCCCACGGGCUAAGUGAGGAGCGACCCCUGCGGCUGGGGCCCGGUCUCGAAGUUUGGGCCACGCCGGGCCAUGCGGGUCAGAAAGACGUGAGCGUGGUGGUGGCGGGCACAGCCCUGGGCACCGUGGUGGUGGUGGGUGACGUGUUUGAACGCGAUGGCGACGAGGACUCGUGGCAGGCACUGAGCGAGGACCCAGUGGCCCAGGAGCGGAGCCGGAAGAGGAUACUAAGCGCUGCCGAUGUGGUCGUGCCUGGUCAUGGGGCCCCCUUUAGGGUGGUCAGGGAAGCCUCAUAGCCGGAGACAAAGGGUGCGGGUAAGAUCCAACAGGAACCCGAGGUGGGAAACUAGGAGGUCAUCUUGCACCGACAAGUACUGGGAAGGAGCUGGACUCUUGUCAGGAAAGCCCUCCAGGCCAAGGAACUGGCUUCCAGGAGACUGGAGUACCCCGGAUGGUCCCAUCUUCUAGCCCUUGCAAGAGGCGAGUUUUCUAGUGAAGAUACACUAUUCUUCUAGCCAAUGCCAUCACCAGUAUUACUCUCUGCCUGUUUCUGGAACCAGACUAGGGCCAGGGACUGGCUCAGCUCUGUGUGUAACCUCCUAAGCCCUCACUGGUAAAAUGGGGAGAAUGUUCUUGUGAAUCGGCCAAAAUAAAAAUAAUAAAAGUAGAAAACCAGCAUUGGAAAUUAUACUGCCCCACUAUAUAUGUGAAACAUUAAUAAUGAUAACUGUUUAUCAGUACCAGUUGCCGUGGAGUCUGUGCCAACUCAUGGUGACCGCAUGUGUGUCAGAGUAGAACUGUUCUCCAGAGGGUUUUCAGUGGCUGACUUUUCCAAAGUAGAUUGCCAGGCCUUUCCUCCAAGGUACCUCUGGGUGGGCUUGAACCUCCAACCUUUUUAUUGGCAGCUGAGUGGGUUUACAAUUUGCAUCACCCAGGGACUCCAGGUGAUAACCAUGCAUAUAUAAUAAUUAGCAACUGCAGCAGGGAGAGGCUUUGGCCAAUUGCCUGUUUCCCAUAGGGUAUAGGCUGCCGAGAGAAGGUGCAGGGCAUAGAGGUGACAUGUCAGUCAUCUCACUUUAAUCCAUUAGAAUAUUUGGAAUCUGCAAUUUCUCAGACACUAUUCUAGGUCGUGGGAGUCUGGGUAGCACAAACGAUGAAGCGCUGGAUUACUAGCCAAAAGGUUGGUGGUUCAAACCCACCCAGAGGUGCCUUGCAAGACAGGCCUGGUGAUCUGCUUCCAAAAG